AUGCGUGGUGGUAAGUCAGUGGCGUUGUCUUGUGCAGAAAAGUUUCGCGAAAAGUGAAAUUGUUCACUAUCUUGCGGCCAUAAAUUCAACAUGAGACGGAAACAGGUGCAACGGAAGCCUCGCUGCUCGGAGAGGCUCAAGGAGAAGUGCGGCGCUGCAUUGGACUGCCUGGAAGCUAAACGGUCAAAUAAGGGUUCUUUGAAGACGGCAGGACCGCGUUGUUUGGUAAAAAGACAGAAAGUUGAAAUUGCUGAAACGGAAACCGAGAAGGGGCCAAACGACAGACGGACAGUGGAUUGCAGGGAAGCAAACGAUUCCUCAAAAAGCCGGAUUUCAAUGAAUUGCGACGAGGAGCAACGCGUGGGAGAGGCCGCGGUGGGAGGGCUUUGCGCUGAAAGCAUCUGCAGAAAUCCAGAGGACUUGGGGGAGCGGGGGGAGACGGAAAACGGAGCACAAAGGACUUUGGAAUUGGAGCACAGCGGUUUGAAUGGCAGCCUGGAGGAAGCGGAGGAGAGCGAAACGAAUAUGCAGAUGGAGAUGGACAACAGUGUUUUCUUCGACGAGGACAGUAACCAAGUCAUGCCAGUGGGGCAGUUCUUUGGGAAUAUAGAGCUCGUACAGGAUUACCCACCGAGAGCCCAUGCUGCAGUGGCCAUGAGCAGAAGACAGUACAGGAGGUUACACUACAUCGCCAAGGAGGACAGCGAUGACGACGUCUACGAGGACAGCUACCUCGAGACAUUGCAGCACAACGGAUCUUCCCCUCCAGACAAUUUCAGCAGUUCCAAACAAUCAGGAAGCUGCAUAAGAAAUGGGAGCAGGUGAGAGGGGCCCAGCAGCACAGAAAGAAUCGUAAAAAUGGACUGCUCUGAUGACCAUCAAAAGUACAAUGCCCAAGCAUUUUCCUUCUCAUGUGGAGGACUAAUAUCUUCAUGCCAGCUUUUACCAAAGGUGUUUAUAUCAUUUGAUUUUGAUUGAAAAGGAGGAUGUGCUUAUUGUGAAGUGUUUGCGUACUCGUCCAAGAUAAUUGCACUAACUGAAUUCACUACUUAUCCUGCAGCUGCGAUGAAAAUGAAUCAUAAUGUAUUUAGAUGUCUUAGUGUUAAAUUGAUAUAUUUUUUACAAUAGAUGUAUAAGUUCUUAUCCUUUGUUGUUGAAGACGUACUGCAAUGUAAUUUUUUAAAAA
Megalops cyprinoides (Indo-Pacific tarpon) is the source of this 1186-nucleotide messenger RNA. RefSeq names its product chromosome 7 C1orf174 homolog (gene c7h1orf174). The record is from RefSeq and is a predicted model, not a curated record. Bases 91 to 825 code for a protein of 244 amino acids. NCBI's taxonomy places the organism in Eukaryota, Metazoa, Chordata, Actinopteri, Elopiformes, Megalopidae. The transcript has 6 exons.